This is a messenger RNA of Camelina sativa (false flax), 1520 nucleotides long. The record is from RefSeq and is a predicted model, not a curated record. NCBI's taxonomy places the organism in Eukaryota, Viridiplantae, Streptophyta, Magnoliopsida, Brassicales, Brassicaceae.
UAUACCCUCUGAAUGUCGUAUCGUCCCCGGGAAUGAAAAGGAAAAGGAAGACAACGACUAGGAGGAUUACAAAGAAGAAGAGGUCGCCGACGCCUCAAUCGACCACAACAAUUGCGUCACUUGCCGAUCCCGAUGAUUUGGUAUUGGUUCCGUCACUUCCUGAUGAUUUGGUAUUGGUCAUCGUCGCACGCGUCCCAAGGUUACACUAUCCGACUCUUUCACUCGUCUCCAAGAGAUUUCGAUCUCUCGUGGCUUCACCAGAGCUUUACAAGGUCAGGUCACUCUUGGGACACACGGAGAGUUGUCUUUAUGUUUGCUUAGAACUGGGUCUUAAUAAGAAGGUUAGCUGGUUCACCCUUUGCCGGAAACCUGAUCAAACAACCCUAAACUCGAAGAGAAGUGCGUAUAUUAGUAGGAAGAAGGAGGAGUCAAGUGGGUAUGUUUUGGCUAGAGUCUCCAUUUCCGAUUCUCCUUGGUCUAACUCUGCGGGUCUCGUAGCGGUUGGUUCUGAUAUCUACAAUGUUGCUGAUAUCUACAAUGUUGCCGGACCCACAAUAGGAGAGCGCUGCGUCAGCCUUUCUGUUAUGGAUUGCCAAUCCCACACGUGGCGCAAGGCUCCAAGCUUGCGGGUGAAGCUAUUGACGCUCUCUGCUAGCGUCCUUGAUAGAAAGAUAUAUGUAGCAGGGAACUACAAAGCUCGCGAUACCGAGAGUAACAAGUUGGAGAACUCGGUGGAGGUGUUUGACAUAGACACACAAAUGUGGGAUUCUGUGCCCAUCCCUUGCCACUUCAAGUACAGAGACUACCAAUUUGCUUACUGCAAAAGCAUAUGUACUGACGGGAAUUUCCGUGUGGCUGAGCCUUUUGGAAAGGCCUUGGUUUACAUACCCAAGGAAGAUAGAUGGGACACGGUUGAACAACCAUGUAUGGAGCGUCAUUUGUAUUCUUCACUUUGUUGCACGAUAGACAAUGUUGUCUACUCUACUUCUAAGGGAGCCGUCAUAUGGUAUGACACCGAGGCAAGUAAGUGGAGAGAUUUUCAGGGUUUGGUAGGAUUACCUGAGUUCCUUGAUGCUUCUUGUGUUAGAUUGACUGACUAUGGCGGGAAGCUAGCUCUUUUAUGGGACGAUGAGCUGCCUUCUUUUUAUGGGCCUGGCUUCGGCCAUCACACACUGAUUUGGUGUGCUGUGAUUUCACUCGUAAGGCACAAGAGUAGUGAGAUUUGGGGGAAAGUUGAGUGGUUUGAUCAUGUGCUUACAGUCCCUAGACGCUAUACUUUUGUGAAUGCUCUUGCUGCUACUGUUUGAUUAGUGCUGUGAGAGUCACAAAGGCCUUCUUGAAAGUGUCUCUGGUAAUAUCCUUUUGUUAUAGACCUCCGAUUGCCACAUAACGACGGGAGAAAAGAAGGAAGAGAGAAAAGAUACCUUGGAGAUGGAACCUGAGAUGGUAAGAUACCUUGGAUAUCAAUCAGGCGGCUCAUGUGAUUAUUCUAUCUAUGGUCUUGUAAGAAGAUAAACAAG